Messenger RNA from Callorhinchus milii (elephant shark), 1202 nucleotides. RefSeq names its product cyclin-O. Gene Ontology annotation, biological process: mitotic cell cycle phase transition; regulation of cyclin-dependent protein serine/threonine kinase activity. The transcript has 3 exons. Lineage: Eukaryota; Metazoa; Chordata; Chondrichthyes; Chimaeriformes; Callorhinchidae. Bases 1 to 1101 code for a protein of 366 amino acids. Gene Ontology annotation, cellular component: nucleus; centrosome; cyclin-dependent protein kinase holoenzyme complex. Gene Ontology annotation, molecular function: cyclin-dependent protein serine/threonine kinase regulator activity. The record is from RefSeq and is a predicted model, not a curated record.
AUGUACGCCCUGUGCCGGGCUGCAGCGGCCAUGGUGGCACAGCCCGCGGUCCCGGGGCAGGUCCGGGGCAGUCCGGCCAAGAGGAAGCGCCCGGGCUCCGGCCAAGAGGACGUCACCCCCGAGGACAGGGCUGAGAUGACCUGCGGCAGCGCCAACACCAGAGCCCCCGUCAAGAAGCCCAAGUGCCCGCGGCACAGGAAGCAGGACCUGGUCUCCAGGGCUGGAGAGCCCGGGAGCCGCCCGGACCAGCCCAGUCCCUCGGGCUCUGCAGACCCGGGCAGCCCGGCUCUCGGCUCCGGGUGGUCGCCCCCCGGACCGACCACCGGGCUGGACCUGCAGAACUUCAGGGAGUACGGAGAGAAGUGCUUCCUCUUCAAGCGGGAGUCCGAGAAGAGGUUUCAUCCGCGGAACUGCCUGGCACAGCAGCCCCAGGUAACCUCAGAAGACAGAUGCAAACUGGUCAGCUGGCUGAUCCCCGUGCACAGGUACUUUGGCUUCUCCUUCGAGUCAAUGUGCCUGACCGUGAACAUCAUGGACCGCUUCCUGCAAACCACACCGGUGGCUUCCGAUUGCUUCCAGCUUAUUGGAGUCACCUCACUUCUCCUCGCGUGUAAACAGGUUGAAGUUUACCCUCCUAGGGUUAAACAGCUGCUGUCCCUUUGCUGUGACGCCUUCACUGGGGAACAGCUCCGUAACCUGGAGUGCAUCAUCCUGAUCAAACUCAACUUCCAGCUGGCGGCUCCAGGGCUGGACUUCUUCCUGGAGUAUUACAGCGAGGCCAGCGGGGAGGGGCAGGAGGUGUGCAGUGCCCGGGCUGCCAGCACCCAGGGCCUGGCCAGACAGAUCGCCCAGCUCAGCCUGGCUGAUUACUCCUUCAAUGGCUACCCUCCCUCCCUGCUGGCCAUGGCUGCUCUCAGAUUGGCCGAGCGCAUGUUUCAGCACCAGGAAGGCACCAGUGAGCAGCCCAACCAUGACACAGCCUGCGCCCUGGAGGACUGUGUGGAGAGACUCAAGCUGCUGGUGGCUCUGAAUGAGGAGUCGCUGGUAUCCCUCCUGACAUUGGAGCUGACACACAAGGAAGAGCUCAGCGCUGAGUUAUAAGGCGAUUGAUUCAUUCACACUCUCACACACUGUAUUGCUAACACUGCGAUAUUGUUGUUCAAGGAGGUUUCGUCCCCCCAUCAAGCCAUAUCGAUUAAGCC